Salvelinus sp. IW2-2015 is the source of this 464-nucleotide messenger RNA. Its product is annotated as metalloproteinase inhibitor 2. The record is from RefSeq and is a predicted model, not a curated record. Gene Ontology annotation, molecular function: protease binding; metalloendopeptidase inhibitor activity. Lineage: Eukaryota; Metazoa; Chordata; Actinopteri; Salmoniformes; Salmonidae. Gene Ontology annotation, biological process: negative regulation of membrane protein ectodomain proteolysis; response to hormone; negative regulation of endopeptidase activity. Gene Ontology annotation, cellular component: extracellular matrix.
GGUGUGACCCUGGAAAUCAACAAGGCUUAUCUCUUCACGGGCAGGCUGAAUACUGAUGGCAGGAUGCAUUUAGUCAUGUGUGACUUUAUUCAGUACUGGGAGGACUUGAAUGGCACACAAAAGAAGAGCUUGACUCAACGCUACCAAAGCGGCUGCGAUUGCACGAUCAUCCGCUGCUCUUCCCUCCCCUGUCCCGUCAGCGCCCCAGAUGAGUGCCUUUGGACAGACUGGUUGUUGGCCGAUGGCCAAAGCGGACCCCAGGCCAAGUACUCUGCCUGUCUCAAGAGGCGUGAUGGGUCCUGUUCCUGGUACAGGGGGAUGGCUCCAUCCAAGAAGUAGUUCCUGGAUAUUGAAGACUCCUUAACUCUACAGGCCAUCCACUCACUGCUCAGUGGCUAAAUAUGCCUGCAAUUUAAAAGCUGGUCACUUCUUGUGCAAUAAAAAUAAACUACUCCUCAAAUAUA